This is a messenger RNA of Fusarium mangiferae, 330 nucleotides long. RefSeq lists its product as uncharacterized. The record is from RefSeq and is a predicted model, not a curated record. Lineage: Eukaryota; Fungi; Ascomycota; Sordariomycetes; Hypocreales; Nectriaceae. The coding region runs from base 1 to 330 and encodes 109 amino acids. The transcript has a single exon.
AUGUGCCGAAUGAUGAUCUUCAGAGGACAUUGCACGUGUUGCGAUCAGCCUCAGACUUGGGUUGACUUGACCCAAGAACUGUCCUGCCUUGAGGCUAAGAACAACGGAUGGUUUGGUGGAUGCCGCCGAGGUAUCCUCGUCCAAGAGCACGAUUUCAACCAAGAAUGCCCCGUGUGUCAUGAGGAAGACGAGGGCGUCGGAGGAUUAGAUGAAAGUCACAUAAUGCCAUUUCAACAGACAUCACAAACACAAACACAAAGCAGCCUCGGCAAGAGAACAGCUGGGGAGCGAGGAGAAUCCAGCGAUGCCUCCAAGAAGCAGAGGACUUGA